AGGGGCUGCAGCCUCGGCGGCAUGUUAAUCAGGCGACGCGGGCCACGCAGUUGGCACACUCGAGUAGCAGGUAGACGCAGACAGCAGGGCAGACUGUAAUCAAGCACAAUGCAUCGACAGCACCCGGCCAACAGCCCGCAACCACAUCUCGACGCGGAAGAAGCGAUGCCUCUCGGUAACUCCCACACCAAGCGUCAGACCCGCGCCCGUCGCGACGAGCCGAGAAGAAGCGGUGACACGGCGUUUUUCUGUGCCAGCAAAGGUCACGGCGUGUGGGAUGCCGCAGAAAAGAGCCUCCAGAGCCUCCAGAGCCUCCUCAGAAGACCAGCUCAGGCCAGACCUUGGGUCGAUCCGCCGAAAAAAGGAGGUGGGGCGGAUGGAGGGACAGGUGCGCCACCAAAUCUGAAACGGCCCUUGUCUGACCCCUCGAUCAGCCCAGGGGCGGGCAAGGCCGCUGUUUGGCUCGCGGCCCAGAUUCCACUGCCCAGCAAGCCACUCGCGUCCCAUCUCGGCCGCCUCUCCCCUCCCCUAGCUUCGCACCUUUUCGUCGGCACCAGCUGCCCGGACCAUGUCGCCCGGGCUGCCGUCGCCACUCUCCAGCCAGGAAACCCUCCCCCUGCUCACGGGUGA
Gaeumannomyces tritici R3-111a-1 is the source of this 630-nucleotide messenger RNA. RefSeq lists its product as hypothetical. Lineage: Eukaryota; Fungi; Ascomycota; Sordariomycetes; Magnaporthales; Magnaporthaceae. The transcript has a single exon. The coding region runs from base 109 to 630 and encodes 173 amino acids. The record is from RefSeq and is a predicted model, not a curated record.